Molecule: messenger RNA, 1233 nt
Organism: Aspergillus versicolor CBS 583.65
Lineage: Eukaryota; Fungi; Ascomycota; Eurotiomycetes; Eurotiales; Aspergillaceae
Exons: 5
Coding region: 1-1020 (339 amino acids)
Source: RefSeq, a predicted model, not a curated record
AUGAUAGCAUUGACUGGAUUGAGCAGCGCGAUGUUCAGCGUCUCGCUUGUAAUGCUAUGCCUCUCGCUCAAGACAGUCGGCCUGCGAUGUUUCGUCCGUAUCAAAAUGAUACGUGCAAUCGGCUGGGAUGAUGGCCUGAUGCUCCUUGCAAUGGCACUGUUUACAGUGGUUUGUGUAGUGUCAAUGGUCGGUUCGUUUUACGGCAUUGGCCGGACAUCCACAGGCAUGCCCCCUGAGAAUGUUGAGACAGCGUUGUUGUGCUUCUUCCUCAGCGAAGUAUUUUACAUAUUAACCUGUACAGCUGGAAGGGUAUCGAUUUGUAUUGCGCUACUUCGAAUAACUAUCGAAAAGAUUCACAAAGUCAUUUUAUACCUACUGAUAGCAGUGACCACUGUUGCGGGGCUUGUGACCUGGCUUGUCAUUCUGCUGCAAUGUCAUCCAGUCUCUCAAUUUUGGCACCCCGAAAAUAAUGGCCGCUGCAAGGAUAUUGAAAUUAUCAUUGCUAUUGGGUAUACAUAUACCGGCUUCGCUAUUGUGUGUGACUUCACUAUUGGCCUUCUACCGAUCGCCAUUAUCUGGAAGUUGCAGAGAAGCUGUCGGACUAGGUUUGGAUUAGCAUUUACCUUGGGUCUAGGCUGGAUAGCAUGCUGUGCUCUCGUGGUUCGCCUCCCGUUUCUCCCGCGAUUCCGCAACUCGGACACUUUGGGUGGAACUACACAGAUAAUGCUGUUGUCUAUCAUCGAAGAUGGCCUUGGUAUAAUAGCCGGAAGCCUAGUGACUCUUCGACCGCUAUUCCGCUCCUUGCUACCUGGAGGAACUAGGGGAACAUGCGCCAACACAAUCUUACAGCACAUUCCUUUUUCAAAAUCUGCUAGAAACCCAGAUGUACAGCCUCCUUGGUCUCAUAUCGAGAUUAACUCGAACAACUCCGCCACUGCUGUGCUGGAAGGAGGUCUCAGACAUGGCGAUAGCAUGUCGGAGUCAACAUCUCAGCGCACCGAAGUGGAACCUUGGAAAUGAGCAGAAACCCUCGGUGUUUCUCACAAUCGAUGGUCACUUAGUCUCUGGUAGAUGCUUUCGAUCGAUACGAAGGGGGAGCAAUGUCUCGGUUCUAGUUUGCUUUAGCGGUCCCGGAAUUGAAGGCCCACGAUUUUUCCUCAAACCCAGCCGAUCAAUCCUUGACCCGAAGCUCGGAUCCCAAACCAUAUAUCCGCAUGUCUUUUGCGCGCUUAG